This is a messenger RNA of Anopheles marshallii, 3123 nucleotides long. RefSeq names its product importin-9 (gene Ipo9). The coding region runs from base 1 to 3123 and encodes 1040 amino acids. Gene Ontology annotation, cellular component: cytosol; nuclear envelope. Gene Ontology annotation, molecular function: small GTPase binding. NCBI's taxonomy places the organism in Eukaryota, Metazoa, Arthropoda, Insecta, Diptera, Culicidae. The record is from RefSeq and is a predicted model, not a curated record. The transcript has 7 exons. Gene Ontology annotation, biological process: protein import into nucleus.
AUGGCACAGAAUUCGGACGCCGUGAAGCAGGCGAUGUUUGAGGAGCUGGAGAAGAUAUUACACCCCGAUUCGGAGCAGCGUAAAUCUGCAGAAGCUCGGCUGGCGCAGCUCAAGUUUACCGAAUGGUACGGAGUGAUUUUGGCCGAGUUUACUAUCGAACAGCAGAUACACAUUGGUUUACGACAGUUGGCAUCCGUAAUGCUGAAACAGUACGUCAACGAUUGCUGGGCCGAUGGGAAUGACGACGACGUUGUUGGUGACCAAUCUGAUGUUGGUGGCGGUGCUGCUAGUACAACACCAGCCCUGCUAGCGAAUGAUGAAGCAAAGCGCAGGAUAAAACAGAUUCUACCGGAGGGUCUGUACGAUCAAAACAGCAAGAUUCGAUCGGUCGUAGCUUACUGCAUAGCCAACAUUGCACUGUACGAUUGGCCAGGAGACUGGCAGGAAUUGUUCGACGUCAUUGUCAAGUGUCUGAGCGGCACGGAAAACUCCGUAGAUGGAGCGAUGAAAGUGUUGGCCGAAUUUACACUCGAGCUGGAUCGACAGGUCGGCGAAGUGGCUCCGUUGAUCCUUUCGGAGGUGUAUCGGAUUUUUACAGCCGCCAACCAGUACAACGUAACGGCGCGCAAGUAUGCGGUGGAAAUACUGUACUCGUUGUUACGAAGCAUCAACACAAACAUUGAAACGCGCCAGGAAAAGUUCGCCAUCUUGAACCCGGUGCUGCCAAACUUUAUGCAGCGUUUAAUCGAAGGUUUAACGGCACCGAACGGUCCCCACAGCAGCUUCCCGCUGAAGACGCAAAUAAUAAAAAUUCUGAAGUACAUGAUUUCCGACAUGUCCAAGUUCGUGCAACCGUACGUGGGUACAAUCUUACCGACGAUCUGGCAGUUGCUAACGCAACUCGCUGACUUUUACGUGAAGGUCGUCGUGAACGAAAUCGAGGCAGCUCCAUUUAACGGUACCGAACAGGAUGAGGACGUAGUGGAUGAUUUUGUGCAGAUGAUAUUGCAAAUAUUCGAGUUUGUGCACACGAUCAUCGAGAUGAAAAAGUACAAGACAGCGAUCAUGAAUGUGCUGACCGAUCUCGUGUACAUUACCGUGCUGUACAUGCAGAUCACGGAGGAACAGGCCCGCCAAUGGCUAGAAGAUCCGGAAAAGUUUGUCGACGAUGAGGACGAGCAAGGUGUCGAGUUUACGAUACGUGUGACGGCACAUGACGUACUGUUGAUAGUGGGCCGGGAGUAUGAAAAACAGCUGCUGCCUUGUUUCACCGAAGCGCUCGGAAAGCAUAGUGCUGUCGCGGAGGUGGAUCGCAAUGCGGGCAACCCACACUGGUGGAAAAUACACGAAUCGUCCAUGCUGGCGGUCGGUUCCUUCAAGGACAUGAUCGUGGAAAGCCCGGCCAGCUUCGACAUGGGACAGUAUUUGGCACUGAUCAAGAUGUUGAUGGAGAGUCAAGCGUCGCCAUAUCUGCUAGGCCGAUGUUUGUGGCUAUUGAGCCGGUUUUGCGAAUGCGAUAUUCUACGGCAACCUUUCAUGGAGCAGAUUGUCAACGCGACGGUCGACAGCCUAUCGGUGGAUAAACCGAUUGUGCUGAGAAUCAUGGCCGCGCGAGCGAUUUAUGGAUUCUGCAGCAACCUGAAGGACAACAAGGACGAACGUCACGUGCUAAUACAGUCAAAGAUGGAACAUUUCUUCGAUGGAUUGGUUGGAUUGUUUGAACAAUCGCAAAACACAGUGCUUGGUUUGCUGUUGGAAGCAUUAAGUGCGAUCAUUUCGUUCGAUGCCAACGUUACGGCCACCCUGUGCCCGAAGAUAAUCAACGUCACGAUGAGCGUGUUCCUUAAAUAUCACGACGAUCGUUUCCUGCUGGAGAUGGUGCAGGAUGUGUUCAAGAUCCUUUCGCAGAACCCAUUCUGUUUGCUACCGCUUCAAGAUCGCAUCAUCCCGACGAUCGUGAACAUCUUCAACCACGACCAGGCGGCACCAGGCAAGCAAACACUUUCGCCCGAAAUAGCGCUCGAUGUGUUGCAAACGCUGGUGAAGAAUUCCCAGGCACCGUUGAGCGAUGCCAUGAUCGAAAGCGCCUUCCCGUCCGCUGUCCAUUGCAUACUGCGUGCCGAAGAUCACUCGGUCAUGCAGGCGGGCGGUGAGUGUUUGCGAUCGUUCUUGAACAUAUCACCGGAGCAGAUCUGUCGCUACAAGAAUGGGGAGGGUCUGAACUAUGUGCUGCAGGUCACUACAAUGCUGCUCAAUCCGAUGAACACGGAAUCGACCGCAUCGUUUAUUGGCCGGCUGGUUAUUACCAUCAUCACGAAGGUGGGAAACCUGCUGGGCGACUCCGUUGAUCUGUUACUUAAGGCGGUGCUGAGCAAGAUGCAACUGGUGAAAAGUCUCAAUGUUAUCAUGAGCCUCGUCACCAUUUUUGCCCAUUUAAUUCUGCUCCAGCUCGAUGCAGUGAUGAACUUUCUCAGCACGGUCCCGGGACCUACGGGAGAGACGGCCAUGAGCUUCGUGCUGGCCAACUGGCUCAGCAGGCAGCACCUGUUUUAUGGACAGUACGAACGGAAGGUAACCACACUGGCGCUUUGCAAGCUCUUCGAACACGGUGUCACCACGAUGGACGAUCGGUUGAACAAUGUCGUGAUCAAAGAGGUGUUACCGGUGGACUCUGUCAAUCCCCGUCGUACACGAUCGACCACCAUCAAAACGAUGUGGGUCGAUACACCGGUGUUGGUUAAAAUAUUCAAACUGUUGCUACACGAGCUGGGCAGUUUGUACGAAGCUAAGGAAGCGUAUACCAAGAAUCUGGAUAGCGGGGACGACGAAAACAGUUCGAGCGAUGACGAGACGGACGUUAGUGUCGAUAGUGCUGGCAAGAUUUCGUUCCAUACGCUGCUAACGCAUAUGGACGAAGGCGAGGAGGACGAGGAGGAGGACGAAGAUGAUCGGCAACUGAUGGCAGAACUGAUGCAGGAUCCAAUCUUCCAGUGCGAUACGAUGGAGUAUUUGAACAAGUUUUUGAACAGCUUCACCCAGCAUGAUAAUUUCGUUGCGUUCUUGGGGAAAAUUGACGACGCGGAAAAAAGAAUACUGGAAACGGUACACGUCCCGCCAAUGUAA